AUGACAUCGCUACGGGAUGCCCUCGUCGCCGCCCUCAAGUCUCUUCUCCGGGGCAAGUCCUUCCUCCAGGCCCUGCUGGCCUUCUGGGUCGGACCAGCCGGCGCCCUGACCCCCCAAGAUGCCGAGCCCCCCAAGGGCGCCUCCACAGGGGGCUACGCGGCCGACUUCCUUGCCGAGGCCGAGGUGCUGCUUCUGGGGCCUAUUGCCAACGGCCGUCUCGAAGCCUUUGCAGCAAAGCUGAAGGCCCAAUUCCGGGAAGGCCUGCGGUCCAACCCGGCCUGCAUGCUCCCGUCAUACAACCACCAACUACCCAGCGGCACCGAGCGUGGCCGUUAUCUUGCCCUAGAUGUUGGCGGGUCGACUUUGCGUGUCGCCUUGGUGGAGCUGAAGGGUCGCGAAACUGCCAGCAAGAGCGAGACCGUCAUUAUACGAAUCGACUGCUUUAGGAUCGAUAACGACGUUCGAAGUCUUCGUGGAGCUGCAUUUUUCGACUGGAUGGCCGAGAGGAUACAACAAACAGUAGCCCAAGACGGCGGGCAGUCCUACAGCCUGAUGAACCCCCUUCUUAUGGGUCUGGCCUGGAGCUUUCCUAUUGAACAAACAUCUUCAAAAGGCGGGAUACUCUCCGGCAUGGGCAAGGGCUUCCUCGCAGCAGAGGGCCUCCUCGGCCAAGAUCUAGGAGAAAUUAUAAAAAAUGCCUGUCAGAAGAGGGGCUUGCACGUGGAGCUGUCGGCUAUUGUCAACGACUCGAGUGCCGCCUUACUGUCCGAGGCUUACUCUAGUCCAUCCACGCGGUUCGGCUUGAUUCUGGGAACAGGUGUCAACAUCGCCGCCCACCUCCCCGUUACAACCAUUGGCCAGCCGAAAUACGGAGAUAGGCCCGACAGCUGGUAUGAGAAGGCUAGCCACGUCGUUGUCAACACUGAGCUAGGCAUGUUUGGAACCGACAUUUUACCCCUGACCAGAUGGGAUAUCCUUCUAAAAAAGGGACAUCCCCGCCCGGAUUUCCAGCCUUUAGAGCAUCUCGUGAGCGGAUAUUAUCUAGGGGAGGUUUGUCGUCUCGCUUUAGUCGAGGCUGUUGAAUCGACUGGGUUAUUUAGUAGUGUUGUCCCGCCUUCGCUGUCGACGCCAUAUUCGCUCGACACCGAAACCCUGUCCCUGAUAGAGGGUGAUAGUAGCUCUUCACUUGAAGUGGCGCGGCUGAUAUUCACGACUCGGCACCCUUUACCCGAAAAUGUUCCGCCGCCAAGCACCGCCGACAUGGCCGCAUUGCGGACACUGUCUUCGUACAUCUCAAAGCGCUCUGCGUCCAUCGUUGCUGCGUCGCUAUUUGCGCUAUGGGAGCUCAAAGCCGAAACCGAGACCGACUUCCUCCGCGACACUACCGCUGGCUCACCAUUCGCGGCCGACACUGAGACCGAGAUGAGCCUCAACAAUGUCGUGGCCGCUUUCAAUGGCUCCGUCAUUGAGAGGUAUCCAGGCUACCGGCAUACCCUCCAGCAAUAUAUAAACCAGCUCGUAGCUUCGUCGAGUUUGGUGUCUGGGUCUGUUGAGCUGGUCGAGGCCAAAGAGAGCUCUCUCCUAGGCGCCGCCGUCGCGCUAGCUUCGCUAGAGUGA
Messenger RNA from Lasiosphaeria miniovina, 1617 nucleotides. RefSeq lists its product as uncharacterized. The transcript has 3 exons. Gene Ontology annotation, molecular function: D-glucose binding; glucokinase activity; mannokinase activity. Lineage: Eukaryota; Fungi; Ascomycota; Sordariomycetes; Sordariales; Lasiosphaeriaceae. The record is from RefSeq and is a predicted model, not a curated record. Bases 1 to 1617 code for a protein of 538 amino acids. Gene Ontology annotation, biological process: glucose metabolic process; mannose metabolic process; carbohydrate phosphorylation. Gene Ontology annotation, cellular component: cytosol; mitochondrion.